AGCCAGAAAUCUGUAUGAUGAUAUAUGGGAUACAGCUCAUGCAACUCUAUGUAUAGUGUUUCAGUUUGAAAUGCCUAAUAUUAAUAUAGCACUAUUAGCUAGUAAUGUUGAACUGUGUGGAAAAAAUCCAUUUCAGUAG
Molecule: messenger RNA, 139 nt
Organism: Dentiscutata heterogama
Lineage: Eukaryota; Fungi; Glomeromycota; Glomeromycetes; Diversisporales; Gigasporaceae
Source: the annotation of a GenBank genome assembly